CAACUCCUCCUCCUCCUCCCACCAGCAGCAGAAUUCAAGACUUCAGUACCUGUUUGAGAGCGCCUCCAGUAACCUCGACAGUUUUCAACAUCCACGUCUAGGCCUUUUCUGUACAAACCACAAAGCAUUCUCACACCCCAGACACAAAAGACCCAGAUCAUGACGAACCCCCACGACCACACCGCCAUCAAGAAUACAAUAUCACUCUACUGCAUAGCCCUAGACAACAAAGACUGGGAACUUCUCAAACGUGUCUUUGUACCCGAUUUAAUAGCGACCUACCCCUUCAACUCGACCCCAAUCCACGGUCUCGAAGUCUUGAGCAAACGUAUCCGGCAACGAUUGGCAACAGUGACCACUCAACAUGCACUCACUACGCAACACCUCCUUGUUAGCAACAAGACGGCGAAAGUUACGACUUAUUUCACAGGUGUGCAUUUUGGAAGGGGCAAGUGGGUGGGGAAAUGUGUGACCGCGUAUGGAAAAUAUAUCGAUGAGUUGGUUUGUGUGGAUGGGGGAGAGGUGGAACUAGAGGAGGGAGCGACGGGGGCCUGGAGGAUUAUAGAGAGGAAGGGGCGUGAUUGUGGGGGUUGGUUAUUGAAUAUCUUAGCGAGGUCUGCACAAGCGAAUUCAUCAUGGCUGUUGUUUUCGCUGUUGUAUGCCUUCCGUCGAGGUGGUUGUGUAUCGAGUGGACCUGGACCUUGCGACACUGACUCGAAAAAUCUCGCGAGGACCGAGCAUGAUGACUGAAUUACUAGUCAACGUGUUCGAGAUCAGUCACAGCUUUUCAAACGACCUGCGCCACCCCGAAUCAUUAGACGUGAUGGAUCUGGAUUACAAAGGAACGUAUCCGCCCCCUUCGUUACUUGUCUACGCUGGAAGUCACACGAAUCAUGACUAGUGCAAUCGAAGUCGCCGUGUAAAGAUAUGGUACAAUACACAC
Messenger RNA from Aureobasidium subglaciale EXF-2481, 943 nucleotides. RefSeq lists its product as uncharacterized. The record is from RefSeq and is a predicted model, not a curated record. The coding region runs from base 160 to 750 and encodes 196 amino acids. NCBI's taxonomy places the organism in Eukaryota, Fungi, Ascomycota, Dothideomycetes, Dothideales, Saccotheciaceae. The transcript is spliced from 4 exons.